Poecilia reticulata (guppy) is the source of this 2937-nucleotide messenger RNA. It is a transcript of the gene slc2a6, whose product is annotated as solute carrier family 2 member 6. Gene Ontology annotation, cellular component: membrane. Gene Ontology annotation, molecular function: transmembrane transporter activity. NCBI's taxonomy places the organism in Eukaryota, Metazoa, Chordata, Actinopteri, Cyprinodontiformes, Poeciliidae. The record is from RefSeq and is a predicted model, not a curated record. Gene Ontology annotation, biological process: transmembrane transport.
UUUUUUUUUUUUUUUACUGCAGAAAAACUCUUUUUGGUCAGUUCAGCUUCCCUUCCAAAAAUCGUACAUAAUCAGAUUUUUUCUUCUUUUUUUUUUUUCUUUACUUUCAGUUUUGUUUUGACCAUCUGUGAUCUCUCCCGUUGCCUCGGACCGUUUGUUUGAUUGAGUCAUUCAUGACCUGCAAGCGAAACACAAAAAGAACUGAAGCGCUUCAGGAGGGAGAUAUUAUCUUUUUUAUAUAGCCUAUAUAUAGCUAUAUUUAUUUUUUAUUUUUGUUUUCUAUUGUUUUUCUAAUGGAACAUUUAUGACCAGAUUCCAAGUGCACAACGGGGACAUUGUGCGAGUACCGGGAAAUUCCGUAUAACUUUUUUUUAAACAAUAAAGUUAUGCAAUAGCUCAUUUUUCCUCACAGGAAAUAAAUCAAACGGUCACUUUUUAUUUUUUUAUCUAUCGAGCCACAGCCGUCUGAGACAAACAUGAACUCCGUGCAUACGCCAUUGCUGCGAAGAACUACAUCAUCUGUGUCCGAGAUCAGUAACUCCAGAUUGUAUCUAGCCGUGUUCUCAGCAGUUCUUGGUAACUUCAACUUUGGUUACUCCCUGGUCUAUCCGUCCCCCGUCUUGCCGAAGCUCACAAGUCCCGAUGCAGACCCUCGGCUCCGAUUGGACCCGAACCAGGCGGCCUGGUUCGGGUCCAUCUACUCCCUGGGUGCAGCAGCCGGGGGUCUCGGGGCGAUGCUGCUCAACGACCUGAUUGGACGGAAGAUGAGCAUCAUGAUGUCAGCGGUUCCCUCGACCGCUGGAUACACGCUGAUUGGAGGAGCCGUGAACUUGUCGAUGCUCCACGGGGGUCGAUUCUUGACCGGUGUUGCCGGGGGGAUGACGGCUGCUUCAAUUCCAGUUUACAUCUCAGAGAUCUCCCACAAAAAAGUCAGAGGGGCCCUGGGCUCCUGCCCCCAGAUCACAGCCGUGUUUGGCACCCUAACGCUCUACGCCCUUGGUCUGGUGGUGCCGUGGCGGUGGCUGGCGGUGGCGGGGUGCGUGCCAACCGUGCUGAUGGUCGUCCUGCUGGUGUUCAUGCCUUCCUCCCCCAGGAGACUCCUCUCCCUCGGCCAGGAGCAGAAAGCGGAAAAAGCCCUUCGCUGGCUGAGAGGACCCAACUACAACACGAGCAUAGAGCUCAAUGCCAUACAGCACAGCAUUAACACACAGGUUAAGAUCACCUUGGCCCAGCUGGGCACGCCCAUCUACUACCGGCCAAUCCUGAUCUCGGUUGGGAUGCGUUUCUUGCAGCAGAUGACGGGAAUCACGCCAAUUCUGGUUUACCUGGAGCCGAUCUUUGCUAAGAGCAGUGUCUCCCUGGAGCCCAGGUACGACGCUGCCAUCGUGGGUGCGGUCCGCCUCCUCUCUGUCGCCGUGGCAGCCAGCCUGAUGGACAAGGCAGGACGUAAAGCCCUGCUGUACACGUCGAGCAUGCUGAUGUUCCUGUCCUCUCUGACGCUGACCAUGAUCUCCCACACCACGCCUUGCCCGGCUGUAAAUGUUACAGCUCCGAACUCUGAGCUGGGCAAUGCGUUGCAGGCCAGCCAGGAAACGGCUCUGAGCUUCGUCCCGCUCAUCAGUACCAUGGUGUUUAUAUUUGGAUACGCCAUGGGAUGGGGACCGAUCACUUGGCUGCUGAUGUCAGAGGUGUUGCCGCUGGUGGCCAGGGGCGUGGCGUCAGGCCUGUGUGUCACAGUGAGCUGGGUGACGGCCUUCGCGCUCACGCACGCCUUCACCCUCCUGGUGGACGCUUACGGCCUGUACGUGCCCUACCUGAUGUUCACGGUGGUGUGCGUCUUCUGCCUGCUGUUCAACGCCGUGUGCAUCCCGGAGACUCGCAAGCGCUCGCUGGAGGAAAUAGAGAACUAUUUCAGGACCGGACGCACAUUCACCAUCAGGCAAAACCAUCCCAGCGUGGUGUCCAGCUGAAAACAAGAGGUCAAUCCGAGCAAAAGGAACCACUGUUGCUCUGAAAGUUAAGCAGUAAAAAGCUUAAAGUGACACAUUUCAGCUUAAGAACCUGAGAUUGCAAUUUUAGAGGUUUUAAAAUAUCAUUUCUAAUCAUCGUUUCAAAGCCUUGUAGAAGUUUUCAUCUCCCUUGAACUUUUUCACAUUUCAUCACUGUACAACCACAAACUUCAGUGCAUUCCGCUGAGAUUUGAUUUCAUAAACAACACAAGAUAACACAAGAACACAAGACAUAAAUGCAGCCUUACCAGUUAAUGCAACCUUACUAGUGAAAUGCAGCCUUACUAGUGAAAGCUUGUGGUGUUGCUCGAGAAAAUGACUGACUUCUUUCUAUUAUUUUACAUUAUUACUCUAGAAUCUGUCUUUGUGUCCUAUUACUGCUACAUAUCACAUCAAUUCUAACUCGUUUCACUUGUGCUCUACUCCUAACAUUACCUAAAGUAGCUACAUGCUGUUGUGGCAAAAGAAUAACACUUGACAGGUGGGAUGUAGAUUUGCCAGAGCAACAAUUAUCACGUUUUGUGGUCAAACAAAAUGACUGACUGUAGAUUUCAUGUAGCUACACUGAUAAAAAUCAGAAAGAAAACUGCAGUAAAUUACAAAAGGUAGUAUAAAUUAAAGUUAUAUUUAUUUACUAUGCCAACCAUGACGGUUGGAAACCUAAACCACUGAGCCAACUGGAUCAGCUGGGCCGGCUGGGUCUGCCUAGCAGCUUCUGUAAAUGAUGAAAAUUAAACUUGUUUGCAUUAAAAUAUAGCUUAUAAAAGGCUGUUGUAAACAUUUAGACAACUAAAAGGGAAAGUGUACGUAUGAUAUGAAGUAACACCAAGUUUGGUUGAAACAGUUCAAUCAGAUUUUAUGUUAAAAUGAGAAAAAAAAGGUUAUGUAAAUUGUUAUUCUGUGAAGUAAAUAUGGCAUUUCAACUGUA